Sporothrix brasiliensis 5110 is the source of this 1197-nucleotide messenger RNA. RefSeq names its product alpha 1,6-mannosyltransferase. Gene Ontology annotation, molecular function: alpha-1,6-mannosyltransferase activity. The record is from RefSeq and is a predicted model, not a curated record. Gene Ontology annotation, cellular component: mannan polymerase complex. The transcript has 2 exons. NCBI's taxonomy places the organism in Eukaryota, Fungi, Ascomycota, Sordariomycetes, Ophiostomatales, Ophiostomataceae. The coding region runs from base 1 to 1197 and encodes 398 amino acids. Gene Ontology annotation, biological process: protein N-linked glycosylation.
AUGCUCACCUUCAAGCGGGCCCUCAUUGCGGCCGCGUUCUUCCUCACCGUCUUUUACAUCACCACCCGCUCACACACAACCCCGGGCGCCGUAUUAUUACAAGACCAGAAAGACGCUGCAGCCGCCGCAGCUUCGUCCACCGCAGCUGCUGCCUCGCAAAACGGCCCGUCAAUAGCAUCACAAGGCGGCAGCGCGUCGUCUUCUUCCUCGGGCGUGGGCGCUGGCGCUGGCGCUGGCGCUGGCGCUGGCGCCGACACCCACCAGCUCGGCCAUGUUGGCGACCAAAAGACGCUGCACAUCCCCGACCUCGCCAAAUUGACCCUCUACGACAAGCUGGCGUACCAGUACCCCUACGACGUCAACAAGAAGUUCCCCGCCUACAUCUGGCAGACGUGGAAGUACACGCCGGCCAACGGCGAGUUCACCUUCCGCGAGCAGGAAGCCACGUGGACGGAGCAGCACCCGGGCUUCAUCCACGAGGUCAUUACCGAUGCCGUGGCCGUCAAGCUGCUGCGCUUGCUGUAUGCCGCGGUCCCCGAGGUCCUCGAGGCCUACGACGCGCUGCCGCUGCCCGUCCUCAAGGCCGACUUCUUCCGCUACCUGAUCCUGCUCGCCCGCGGCGGCAUCUACUCGGACAUUGACACCUACGCCAUACGCAGCGCCCUCGAGUGGAUCCCCGAGAGCGUGCCCCGCGAGGCCAUCGGCCUCGUCAUUGGCAUCGAGGCCGACCCCGACCGGCCCGACUGGCGCGACUGGUACAGCCGCCGCAUCCAGUUCUGCCAGUGGACCAUCCAGGCCAAGCCGGGCCACCCCGUCCUGCGCCAGAUUGUCACGCACAUCACCAACGAGACCCUGCGCCUGAAGCGCGCCGGCGACACGUCGGCCUUCCUCGGCAACAACGUGGUCGAGUUCUCGGGCCCCGCCGUGUGGACCGACGUCGUCUUUGGCUACUUCAACGACGACCGCUUCUUUGACAUGGCCGACUCCAAGGGCCCCAUCGACUGGCGCAACUUUACCGGCAUGGACGCCCCAAAGCGCGUCGGCGACGUCAUUGUGCUGCCCAUUACGUCCUUUUCGCCGGGCGUCGAGCAGAUGGGCGCCAAGGACUACGACGAUCCCAUGGCCUUUGUCAAGCACGACUUUGAGGGUACAUGGAAACCCGAGAGCGAGCGUCACAUUGGCGAGCAGCAGGAGUAA